AGUGGCGUUGGCUUGUGUCUUUCCUGUCAUCAAUGUGCUUCCCUGUGAUGUGUGUCCUUCCAGAAUGACACCGAGGAGAGGAUGACGUCUGAGAAUACCUGCACGAUCAACGAGAGGACUGAGUCUCUGAACCGCUCUCUGCAGAAAAGUAACAGCAUCAAGAAGACCCAGCCUCCCAUCCCCAUCUCCAAGAUCGACAACAGGCUGGAACAGUACACUCAUGCCAUAGAGACGUCCUCUAUGGAAGCCAAGGCAGCCAGGCAGCAGGCUCUGACGGACCUGCCCAGCCCCACUGAGCCUGUGGCCUCCAAGAAGAAUCUGUUUGAGGCCGGGGAAGCUUGGAGCCAGCCGCCCAGGGAAACACUAUCCAAGGAUACAGAGGGUCUGAAUGUAGGCGUGGCCGACCUCAUCCACCAAUGGGUGAAAGGGAACCCAGACGGAAGCUGCAAAAGCCCCUCCAAGCCAGCAGAGGUGAAGGCCGGGGAUGUUCUGAGCAAGAAGAACCUCUGGGAGAAUCUAGGAGACUCUUCCCCGUCUGGGAGAGCUGGGAAGGGAGCUUCCUCUGGUAAAAAGUACAAAUUUGUGAUGAUGGCUCACGGCAAGUAUGAGAAGGUUGCCGUCGGUGAUGAUGAUUACCACGAGCACACAAACGGGAAAUCAACUGGACAAUGCCUUGAGGAAUUGUGAAGAACAGACGUUGGACUGUGAUUAUUUCGACGAUCACUUCACAUCAUAUUUAUCAUUCAUUUCAUUUAGCCGACAUUUUCCUCUUAAAAACUACGUUUAGAUCAACAUGUCUGAAGCAUAUGCAGUAUGUUAUGUGUACCAGUUGAUUUUCUCUAUAGCAACACACUGCCAACCUGGUAUAAAAUGAUUCACAAACGGUCAAAAAUAUACAAUUAUGCAAAAAUAUUCAUGUUUGUACUUGUUUAUUUUGGACAAUCUUAUCCAUGAUGUAUUUUAGUGAAUAAUGUGUUUUCAUUUACUAUUUGUUAACUUUAAUUAAAAAAUAAAAAUAAAGUAAAUGAAUGAGGUAAA
Messenger RNA from Oncorhynchus nerka (sockeye salmon), 1038 nucleotides. It is a transcript of the gene lsp1b, whose product is annotated as lymphocyte specific protein 1 b. Gene Ontology annotation, biological process: signal transduction. The record is from RefSeq and is a predicted model, not a curated record. The coding region runs from base 82 to 687 and encodes 201 amino acids. Gene Ontology annotation, molecular function: actin binding. The transcript has 8 exons. NCBI's taxonomy places the organism in Eukaryota, Metazoa, Chordata, Actinopteri, Salmoniformes, Salmonidae.